AAGCCGUCUUAUCGGAUUUCCUCUCCCCCAGGAUAAAUAUGUGAAUCCUAUCCUAUCCUACGGUUUGACAUGACCUGCUUAGUUGGAACAUGAGUCGGUUUGAUUUAACUAAACACAUCUGUCAAGAAUUUCAUUUAACUGACUUGGAAAAAAACAUGGAAACUUCAUUUUGUUUGACGUUAUUUUAAGGAGUUACAGCGAUUACUUCGCUAGACCCCUGCAUUGUGAAUAUUUUGAGUUUUGUCAUCUCUUUCUAAUGCUAAUAUCAAUUUUUUAUAUUUAUAAGAAAUUGAAAAAGUUGUAAAUAAUCCUGUGAAGUAGAAUACCUAUGAAUCUAUUGUUUGCCUAGUUCAGUAGUUUAUCGAUUAUUACAAUCUGAUAAUUGUGAUGGCAGCAUUGAAGGUUCGUGGUAUUGGUGAAAGGUUGAAAACAUCACUCAAGACUGCUAUCGUCGAUUAUAGAACUUCAGCUCUAGAGUCUUUGCAAUAUAUGAAAGAAAACCCAGUUAAAACAACAAUGUAUACAGGAUUAUUGCUAUUUGGAAUCCGACUCAAUCGGACAAUGCCGACCGAAACCGAGUUUUAUGCAAAGCUUGUAGACAAGUCUAAUGAAAUUGUAUUAUUGAAUGAUAAAACUCGAAACAAAGAAUCAGAUGAACACAUUCAAAAAGUUUCUGGAUAUUUUGCAAAGGGACGAAUUCGCCAUCAAAAUUUAGUGAUUUUCUCUCUAAUUUAUUAUACUGAUUAUGACGUAACUAAUAAGCAUUAUGAAUCGCAAUGUAAAUUUUUACGUCCAAAAUGGAGGGAAUUUCAUAAUCGAAUAGUGGAUAUAGGUUUAUAUCGACGAUGGUGGGUGCUGAGAUACCAUACAACAGACUAUGAUAUAAAUUUUGAAGAGUUUCCAAAAGACCUUGAUUCCACAUGGGCACAAAUAAAAGACUUUUUCAACAGAAUAUUGGAAAUUUCAUAUUUUGGAAAUCCUGCUAUUCCUUUAUCUGAGCAAAGAAAAGUUAGAAAAGCAAUUGAAGUUGUUGAAUAGAACACAUACUGCUAUUUUGUCUUUUUUCAAUCACCUAUUAAAAUUGUUUAUUUCACUACAAGUUAUUUAAAUUUUUAUGUGGUUAAACAUCAACAAAUUCAUCAGUUCUGAGGUCAUAAAUUUGUUUCUUUUUAUUUGUUUGUUAUGGUUUUCAUUAUGUUUUGAACUACACGGAGUAAAAAUUUGUAAUCAAUUGCUUAGCUUUUGUUUUUUCCAAGCAUUUUUUAUCUGGUAUCCAUUUUGUUAGUCUACAUU
Messenger RNA from Styela clava, 1293 nucleotides. Its product is annotated as mitochondrial import inner membrane translocase subunit Tim29-like. The record is from RefSeq and is a predicted model, not a curated record. NCBI's taxonomy places the organism in Eukaryota, Metazoa, Chordata, Ascidiacea, Stolidobranchia, Styelidae. Gene Ontology annotation, biological process: protein insertion into mitochondrial inner membrane. Gene Ontology annotation, cellular component: TIM22 mitochondrial import inner membrane insertion complex.